This is a messenger RNA of Vigna radiata var. radiata (mung bean), 3024 nucleotides long. RefSeq names its product pentatricopeptide repeat-containing protein At3g12770. Lineage: Eukaryota; Viridiplantae; Streptophyta; Magnoliopsida; Fabales; Fabaceae. The record is from RefSeq and is a predicted model, not a curated record. Gene Ontology annotation, molecular function: RNA binding; protein binding. Gene Ontology annotation, biological process: RNA modification. Bases 378 to 2276 code for a protein of 632 amino acids. The transcript has 2 exons.
UAGACACAUUGUGUCAUUUAUCAUUCAUCUCUCUCUUUGUGCCCAUUUUUUAUCUCUAUAUCUUUUUAAAAGUACCACCUUAAAAAUGUCCAACCAUUAAUGGUAGGUUUCUUUAACUAAAAGAACAUUCUUGUUAUAAUUUGUCCUAACUCAGUGGCAGUGUCUUUGUUUGAAAGCAGUUUUUGUCCUUCCUUCGGAUAGCGAAGGAGUUACUAGUUUGUUUCCUUCGUACAUGCCAUGUUCAUUUUAGAGCUGCAAGGUUGCAACGAUAGAGGAAGACUCCUAAAAAGAACAUAUAAUAUGUUAACACAACAUUCGUUGACAUGAAACAUGUAACAAUUGCAACGUACUUCAAAUGAAAAUUGAAUCAAACGAUCAUGUUCACCCUGUCUCACGAGUUGGUCGUUCCCACCACCCAAAAGUUCAAACCCAUCGUUGCACUUCUUCACUCUCGCUGUUCAUGUUCCAUUGCAGAACCCACCAACCUUGCCGACCUCCUACAAGGCAACCUUCCGGAUUCGUACCUUCACCAAAUCCACACACGCAUUUUCCAACUUGGUGCGCACCAAGACAACCUCGUUGCCACGCGCCUCAUUGGGCACUACCCAUCACGUAUUGCUCUUCGCGUCUUUCACCAACUCCAAAAUCCAAACAUCUUCCCUUUCAAUGCCAUCAUCAGAGUUCUCGCCCAAGAGGGUAACUUUUUUCACGCCUUUUCUCUGUUCAACGAUUUGAAACGGUAUCCACUUUCGCCCAACGACUUUACUUUCUCUUUCCUCCUUAAGGCGUGCUUUCGGUCCAAAGAUCUCCGUCACGUAGAACAGAUUCAUGUACAUAUUCAGAAGACGGGUUUCCUCUCCGACCCUUCUGUUUGCAAUGGAUUGGUUUCUGUGUACGCGAAAGGGUACAAACACUUGCCAUCUGCCCGAAAAGUGUUUGAUGAAAUUCCUGACAAAAGGAUAGUCAGUUGUUGGACUAGCUUGAUCUCUAGUUUUGCUCGGUCUGGACAGAGUGAGGAGGCUUUGCGGCUUUUCCAUGUGAUGAUUAGUCAGAACUUGCUUCCCCAAAGUGAUACUAUGGUCAGUGUUUUAUCAGCCUGUUCUAGCCUUGAGGUGCCCAAAAUUGAGAAAUGGAUUAACAUUCUUUCAGAAUUGAUUGGUGAUGGAGUGAGUACUAGAGAAACUUACUGUGAUUCAGUUAACACGGCGCUGGUUUAUUUGUUAGGUAAAUUGGGGAAAGUUGAGAAGAGUAGAGAAGGGUUUGAUCGAAUUUCUGCAAUAGGAAAAAGAAGCGUGGUUCCUUGGAAUGCUAUGAUAAGUACAUAUGUUCAAAACGGUUAUCCUGUGGAGGGUUUAAGUCUUUACCGUAUGAUGGUAGAAGAACAAGCCACUACACCUAACCAUAUCACAAUGGUUAGUGUGCUUUCAGCAUGUGCUCAAAUUGGUGAUUUGAGUUUUGGAAGUUGGGUUCACGAUCACCUAAUAUCUCUAGGACAUAAAGACACCAUUGCCUCAAACCAAAUUCUCGCCACAUCUUUAAUUGACAUGUACUCAAAAUGUGGCAAUUUGGAUAAGGCAAAGGAAGUUUUUGAGCAUACAGUCAGCAAAGAUGUGGUCUUAUUCAAUGCGAUGAUCAUGGGUCUUGCAGUAUAUGGUGAAGCAGAGGAUGCACUGAGACUCUUCUACAGAAUGCCAGAAUUCGGCUUACAACCCAAUGCUGGAACGUUUCUUGGUGCUUUAAGUGCAUGCAGCCACUCUGGACUGUUGGCAAGUGGGCGUUGGAUAUUCAGAGAAGUGUCCCUUUCCCCUAGUCUUACAUUGGAGCAUUGUGCUUGCUAUAUUGAUCUUCUUGCAAGAGUAGGAUGCAUAGAAGAAGCUAUGAAGGUUGUGAUUUCCAUGCCUUUCAAGCCUAACAAUUUUGUCUGGGGUGCUUUGCUCGGAGGCUGCUUGCUCCAUUCUAGAGUGGAGUUGGCCCAAGAGGUUUCCAGGAGGCUUGUUGAAGUAGACCCAGACAAUUCUGCAGGCUAUGUUAUGUUGGCAAAUGCAUUUGCAUCUGAGAAUCAAUGGAGUGAUGUCUCGGAGCUGCGGCUAGAAAUGAAAGAGAAGGGAAUCAAGAAGCAACCAGGAAGUAGUUGGAUUGUUGUGGAUGGAGUUGUGCAUGAGUUUCUCGUUGGCUGUUUGUCACAUCCUAAAAUUGAGAGCAUAUACCAUACAUUGGGUGGAUUGGUGAAGCAUAUGAAAGUAGCAAGCCAUUGCCUGCUUGUAUGCUGUUGUUAAAUAAGCCGUGAUUGCAGCAACAGGAAAUUGCGCAAGUAAUUUCUCGUCAAAGCUUGCACCUUUGGUUAUAUGUGCAAGGAGUAUUUUUGUGGGAAUUAAACUUCAAUGUUGUUUUUUUUUUUUUAUCUUUGACCAUUUAUCAGCAUGACGACAAUUUUGAGACUAAACCCCUGGGUGCUUGUAGAUUGUGUUGUGAAUAACAAGUAAUUAGGUAGCAUCCUCCUGCAUGAGAUGUUCAUUUUAUGGUCACACUCCACUUAUACGCGACCAUUUAAAGUGCAGUUCAUUUUCUUAGCUUGCUGGUGCAAUGAACUUGAGAGGAGAAGCUUGUGUGAUUGGGUGAUGUCAUAAACCCUGCAGUUCCAAUCCAGUGCAGUUAAGGGCAGUCAUUGCUGAAGUGGAGAUGAAGAAACUUGCUGUAGGCUGUCUUUUCUAAAGAAUUGGAAGCUGAACAGGCUUGGAAACUGCACCUGACCUGAACGUGACUUGCUGGAAGAAGCUUGCAUGGGAAGCUUGAAUAAGCUGGAGAUGUGACCUGAAGCUGGUUGGACCAAGGGAAGUAACCUGCUCCUGCAAGUUGGGACUCAAAGAGACAAAAUUAAUCAAGCUAAGCUGACCUGCACUAGCCUAGACAGAAUUUACUUGCUACCUAUUAGUCUUGUAAUUGUGUUUUAACUAGUCUAGACAGAUUGUAUAUACAUUAGACCUGUCAUUGGCAGUUGCUAUUAUGACUGCUUUUAGGAAGUUU